AUGCCGAGGAAAAGUAAUGACGUCGCAGGGCGAGCUUGGAACAUCCUCCGUUUAGCGCUGUUAUGGGCGAGGAAAGGCGGAGUGUUUAAACGGCGUUUGAUGACGGAGCUCCGUUUGUUACCGAAACUCAUGAAGAGUAUCGGCCACGACACUCCCAAGGACAGAAUCCGUUACGGCGAGCGCCAGCUAUCGUUCGAUAAGACCCCGAUUUUCCCGGCCAUUAAGAUUAACGGAUCUUCGUCGAUGAGACACUUCCACAUCCCUUGCCUGAACCCGCCCACAGUAGAUUUCGACUACGACUUUGACGGUCAAGACGACGACGUUUAUUACGGAGGCUAUUGUAAAAAUAACAGUAAUAAUGAAGAUAAGGAAAAUGAUGGUGGUAGAAAGAGUUUCCUGAUCAAGGGUGGAGAUGGUGAUGUUAAUAAUGAUGAUAAUGAAUUUGUACCGUACGAUCAGGAAGAGAAUAUUGAUACGAAGGCAGAGGAGUUCAUAACGAAGUUUUAUCAACAGAUGAAAAUGCAAAGACAGAUUUCUUAUUUGCAGUACAACAAUGAGACUAUUACCACAACUCCCAGAAGAAGCAUUUGUUAA
Molecule: messenger RNA, 594 nt
Organism: Cannabis sativa
Lineage: Eukaryota; Viridiplantae; Streptophyta; Magnoliopsida; Rosales; Cannabaceae
Exons: 1
Coding region: 1-594 (197 amino acids)
Source: RefSeq, a predicted model, not a curated record